Uloborus diversus is the source of this 1583-nucleotide messenger RNA. Its product is annotated as protein kinase C, brain isozyme-like. The transcript is spliced from 12 exons. Gene Ontology annotation, molecular function: diacylglycerol-dependent serine/threonine kinase activity; zinc ion binding; ATP binding. NCBI's taxonomy places the organism in Eukaryota, Metazoa, Arthropoda, Arachnida, Araneae, Uloboridae. Gene Ontology annotation, biological process: protein phosphorylation. The record is from RefSeq and is a predicted model, not a curated record. The coding region runs from base 9 to 1583 and encodes 524 amino acids.
CCUGUGAUAUGAACGUUCAUAAGAAAUGCCAAGACAGUGUUCCUAAUCUGUGCGGAUGUGAUCAUACGGAAAGACGUGGACGCAUAGAACUGAAAGUUUCUGCUUUCAACAACAAACUUGUCUGUGAAGUACGACAAGCUCGUAAUCUCAUUCCUAUGGAUCCGAAUGGCCUUUCGGAUCCGUAUGUAAAAAUCAAGUUGGUUCCUGACACUGGAGAAUCUAUGAAGCGAAAAACAAAGACAAUCAAGGCGAAUCUCAAUCCUACAUGGGGUGAAACUUUGUCGUUUGAUUUGAAGCCAGAAGACAAGGACCGCCGGCUCUUGGUUGAAGUCUGGGACUGGGACAGAACGUCUAGGAACGACUUCAUGGGAUCUCUGUCUUUUGGAAUCUCCGAAAUCAUGAAAAGUCCCGCAGAGGGGUGGUUCAAGUUGCUCACUGCCGAAGAAGGAGAAUACUACAAUGUUCCCGUACCCUCUGAAGAUAAGGACAUCUCCGAGCUCAAGACGCAAAUGAAGAAAUCUGAGAAAAUUUCUGCAAUCACUGACAUUCCACACAACAUGGGCAAGCAAGAUGUGAUCAGGGCUUCCGACUUUAACUUCAUCAUGGUCCUGGGAAAAGGCAGUUUCGGUAAGGUCAUGCUAGCUGAAAGAAAAGGAACCGAUGAGCUGUACGCCAUAAAGAUUCUUAAAAAGGAUAUCAUUAUUCAAGAUGAUGACGUAGAAUGUGCCAUGGUGGAGAAACGAAUUUUAGCUCUAGCAAAUAAACCUCCUUUCCUUGUCCAAUUGCAUUCGUGUUUCCAGACAAUGGACAGGUUAUAUUUUGUAAUGGAGUAUGUAAAUGGAGGAGAUCUUAUGUUUCAAAUUCAACAAUGUGGAAAAUUUAAGGAACCUGUUGCGGUGUUUUACGCAGCAGAAAUCGCCAUCGGUAUGUUUUUCUUGCAUAACAGAGGCGUCGUGUACAGAGAUUUAAAACUUGACAAUGUUUUAUUGGACUCAGAUGGCCACGUAAAAAUUGCUGAUUUCGGAAUGUGCAAAGAAGGAAUCAUUGGCGAUAAACUAACAAAAACGUUUUGUGGAACUCCUGAUUACAUUGCGCCAGAGAUUAUUUUGUACCAGCCGUAUGGGAAAUCUGUCGAUUGGUGGGCAUAUGGUGUUCUUUUGUACGAAAUGCUUGUUGGCCAGCCACCAUUUGAUGGAGAAGAUGAAGAAGAGCUUUUUGCAAACAUUACAGAGCAUAAUAUCAAUUACCCAAAAUCCCUUUCAAAGGAAUCUAAAGAAAUUUUGAAAGGACUUUUGCAACGGAAUCCUCAAAAACGCCUAGGCUGUAAUCACAACGGAGAAGAGGACAUUCGAAUUCACCCAUUCUUCAGAAGGAUAGAUUGGAUAAAAAUAGAAAAUAGGGAAGUUCAACCGCCAUUUAAACCAAAAAUUAAACAUAGGAAAGAUGUAAGUAAUUUCGAUCGUCAGUUCACAUCAGAGAAAACAGACCUCACCCCGACAGACAAACUAUUCAUGAUGAACCUUGAUCAGACAGAGUUCUUCGGGUUUUCCUUCCUCAAUCCUGAAUAUGUUCAACAUGUUUGA